AUGCCUUCUCGCGAGGAAUCAGAGGAGGAGGAGGUGGUGGAGGUUUCUGCUGCUUCUGCGUCUGCUGCUGCUGCUGCUGCUCACGAAAGCAGAAGAAAGCGGAAACGGCGCCACAGCAGCAGCAGCAGCAGCAGCAGCAGCAGCAGCAGCGACUCAUCAGAGGACGAGAGACGCCGCUUUGCUGCCUUCUCUGUUCUUGUGCUGCUCUUAGUCUCUUCUCUCCUCGCAGCAGCUGCAGCUGCAGCAACAGCAGCAGCAGCAGCAGAUUGUUUCCCUGUGCUUACUUCUGUGUCUCCUGCCCCUUAA
Messenger RNA from Eimeria acervulina, 306 nucleotides. RefSeq lists its product as hypothetical. Lineage: Eukaryota; Apicomplexa; Conoidasida; Eucoccidiorida; Eimeriidae. The record is from RefSeq and is a predicted model, not a curated record. The transcript has 2 exons. Bases 1 to 306 code for a protein of 101 amino acids.